Hemibagrus wyckioides is the source of this 3563-nucleotide messenger RNA. It is a transcript of the gene exoc3, whose product is annotated as exocyst complex component 3. Gene Ontology annotation, cellular component: exocyst. Gene Ontology annotation, molecular function: SNARE binding. Gene Ontology annotation, biological process: exocytosis; exocyst localization. Bases 158 to 2401 code for a protein of 747 amino acids. The record is from RefSeq and is a predicted model, not a curated record. The transcript is spliced from 14 exons. NCBI's taxonomy places the organism in Eukaryota, Metazoa, Chordata, Actinopteri, Siluriformes, Bagridae.
GUUGCUGGGCGGCGCAUAUAGCAUCCAGGAAGAGUCUGCAGUAGUAGCAUGAGAUGAGAAUGUUCUAGCAAAACAAAAAUAUUAAAUUAAUGCUUCAAGCAGCGUCGAAUAGCUCGUAAGGAACCUAAUCAGUCCUUGGUGUUUCCCCGUCACAGCGAUGGAGGAGACGAACAGGGAGGCGGUAGCUACAGCCGUGCAGAGGGUGGCCGGGAUGCUGCAGCGCUCAGACCAGCUGGACAAAGUGGAGCAGUACAGACGCAGAGAGGCACGCAAGAAGGCGUCUGUAGAGGCCAGGCUUAAGGCAGCCAUCCAGUCUCAGUUGGACGGAGUGCGCACAGGCCUGACGCAGCUGCACAACGCCCUGUGUGACGUCAAGGACAUCCAGAACUCGCUGGCUGACGUCAGUAAGGACUGGAGGCAGAGCAUCAACACCAUUGAGAACCUGAAGGACGUCAAGGAGGCCGUGGUGCAGCACAGUCAGCUGGCCUCCGCAGUGGAGAACCUCAAGAACAUCUUUUCAGUGCCGGAGAUUGUGCAGGAGACACGUGAGCUGAUCGAGCGUGGUGAGCUGCUGCAAGCACACCGUCGACUCAUGGACCUGGAGUGCACACGUGACAACCUGCUGUACGAGCAGCACCGACUGGACAGCAGGAGCGCACCUGAGCCGGGCCUCAUCGGAGCUUACUUCGGUGAGGUUCAAGGCCUCUCUGACGAGCUCGCUAAACAGCUGUGGCUGGUCCUGCAGCGUGCCCUGGUCACCGUUCGGCGCGACCCUACCAUGCUAGUGUCAGCUGUGCGCAUCAUCGAGCGUGAGGAGAAGGUGGACCGUCGCAUGCUGGAGCGCAACCGCCAGACCUCCUUCCUCCCUCCGGGCCGUCCCAAGCACUGGAAGAACCGCAUGAGCGUGGUUCUAGAGGGCAUGGUGAGCGGCCGCAUCGAGAGCGCGCAGGCCGAGACCCGGCAAUCCGACAAGAUGUGGCUGGUGCGCCUGCUGGAGAUCACACGCCGCUACGUCCUGGACGACCUCCUCAUCGUCAAGAACCUGGUGGUCCAAUGCUUCCCACCACACUACGACACCUUCCGCCUGUUCCUGGACCUCUACCACAGAGCUGUGUCCUCACGUGUCCAGGAGCUUGCCGAAGACGACCUGGAGCCCAACGAGAUCGUGUCUCUGCUCACCUGGGUGCUCAACACGUACAAAAGUGUGGAGAUGAUGGGCCAUCCAGAUCUGUCCCCAGAGUGUGACGCCAAGCUGCUGGAGCCUCUGCUGCCUGAGGAUGUGGUAAACCAACUGCUCGGGAAAUACCUGGCCACUUUCACUUCGAACAUCACAGGCUGGCUGCGGAAAGCUCUGGAAACAGAUAAGAAGGACUGGCAGAAGGAGACGGAGCCCGAGGCGGAUCAGGACGGCUACUACCAGACCACUCUACCUGCCAUCGUCUUCCAGAUGUUCGAACAGAACCUACAAGUGGCGGCUCAGAUCAACGAGACGUUCAAAGAGCAGGUUCUGAUGCUGUGUCUGAAACAGAUGAACUCCUUCCUCAUCAGGUACAGGGACGAGGCCAUCGCGUACAAGGAGGAGCACUUGAAGGAUCGUCAGCUCCCGCAGUGUUACGUCCAGUACAUGAUCGCCAUCAUCAAUAACUGCCAGACCUUUAAGGAAUCUAUAAAUAGUCUGAAACGGAAAUACUCGCAGUCGACCGAGACCAACCCGAGCGACGCAGCCAUCGAAAAAACCCUGAAUGAAGUGGCCAAGGAGGGUUGCCAGUUCUUAUUGGAUGAAGUCUUCCUGGAUUUGGAAAAUCAUCUGAACGAGCUGAUGACCCGGAAGUGGUUGACCGGCUCUCAUGCGGUGGACACCAUCUGCGUGACCGUGGAGGAUUACUUCAACGACUUCGCCAAAAUUAAAAAGCCUUAUAAUCAGGAGAUGACGAGGGAGGCUCACCGGCGCGUGGUGGUGGAAUACCUGAAAGCCGUCAUGCAGAAACGCAUCACGUUUAAAAACGCCGAAGAGAGGAAAGAGGGAGCGGAGAGGAUGAUCAAGGAGGCAGAUCAGUUCAGCUUUCUCUUCAAAAAGCUCUCUUCUGGAGAGGACACAGACUGGCUGUGCGGCUCCAUCUCUGCCAUAGCGGAGGUGUUCAAGCUGACCGACCCCACCCUUCUCUUCCUGGAAGUAUCCACACUGGUCUCCAAGUACCCGGAUAUCAGGGAGGAGCACAUCCUGGCCUUGCUGGCGGUCCGAGGAGACGCCACCCGUGACACGCGGCAGAUGAUCAUCGAAACGCUGAACCAGAGCAAACCGUCCGUCUCCCCUAACACACUGCCCAUCUUCAAGGAAAUCACCGUGCCAACCAUCACGGCAACCAUGACGGCAAUGGCCGUGCCUAAACUGUUGAAAUAACCCACUGACCCGUUUGGCCUUAUCGGAACACUUCAUCUUCAUCAUCAUCAUCAGGAUGGCAAAAAGAGGGAAAGACGUGUGUACAGAAAACCCUUAGAUGUGUGUGUUUUGUUUUCUUUUAAAUACUAAAAUGAUCCUGCACCUCCUUCCCUGAAGACCGGAUAAUCAUUUCUCCAGCAGCUCCCAGCUUCUGUGUGAUCCUUUGGGAAAGAAAUCAAGUCACAGCCUGACCUUCAUGCCACACUUUUUUGUUCCAGGAGCCACCUGUAACACUCGCACUUCCUGUUUACACGCGUGACUCGAUGAUUCCUUCAUGACGUGUGAAACACUGUGACUCUGAGUGCAUGGAAUAUAACAAUGCUGUAAAGUUAAUGAGAGCCAAAAUAGACCAAAAAAAAAUCGAUUCAGAUGAAUAAAAUAAUAAUUAACACUAUUUCAAGACGUCGUUGCGAGUUAUAAAUACACACACAGAUCGUAGUGGUGUCUAUAACGUGUCACAGGUUGCUAUGGCGACCAGGAAACCUCUCUUAGUGGCUGUAGAAGACAGUGGUGAGACCGGCCGUGCUGUAUGGUCCAGAGGCAGUGUCACUGAGGAAGAGACAGGAGUCAGAGCUGGAGGUAGCAGAGCUGAAGAUGUUGAGGUUCUCUUUGGGAGUGAAGGUUGGACAGGAUUAGGAAUGAGUACGUCUCAUGGGGACAAAGUUAGAGAGGCCAGAUUAAGAUGGUUUGGACAUGUUCAGAGGAGAGAGAGUGAGUGUAUUGGUAGAAGAAUGUUGGACAUGGAGCUACCAGGCAAGAGGCAAAGAGGAGGUAUAUGGAUGGAAUAAAUGAAGAUAUGAAGCCAGUGGGUGCAAGUGUUGAGGAUGCAGAAGAUAGGGAUAGGUGGAGAGAGAUGAUUCGCUGUGGUGACCCCUGAAGGGAAAAGCCGGAAGAAGAAGAAGGAUGGCUGUACAACGUUACACACAGCAAGACACUCCUGAGUAUUUUAGUUUUUUUUUUCUUGAACAUUUAUUGCUAAUAAUUCAACAGAGAAAAUGCUCCAUUUGCUUAAAAUGCAAAUACGAUCAGAGAUAAAUUGUAACCUCCAUGUUAAUCAACAUUUACAUAUGAAAUACGAUAAACAAUCUCCGAGGCCUAAAUAAAAACAGACUCUUUUUAUACA